Rubroshorea leprosula is the source of this 2802-nucleotide messenger RNA. The record is from the annotation of a GenBank genome assembly. NCBI's taxonomy places the organism in Eukaryota, Viridiplantae, Streptophyta, Magnoliopsida, Malvales, Dipterocarpaceae.
CUGCUCUCCACUUCCUCUCCUCAACUAGAGCUUUUAAAUUGGCAAAAAAACAGGAAAAAAAGGAGGAAAAACUAGAGCUUCUGAAACCCUUUUGGUAUCAGUUUCAGAGCAAGUAAAAUGAUGAUGUCUGUAUCCUCUGUCUGUUAUACUCCAGCCCUCGAUCUUUCCACUAGGAGGACAGCCUUACCCUUGACGGAUAGAACUCAUUUCAAUGCACUUGUAGCAUCAGGGAGGCCCUUGCUUCCCCUUAAGCACUUCGUUUCCGUUUCAGCUGUAGCCACUUCCAAUUCCGUGCUCAGUGAAGAGGCCUUCAAGGGGCUCGGCAGCCUCUCUCUAAGCCAGGAUGAAGAGGAGGAAGAGAUGUCGUCGGAGCAAGACGAACUCGACAUUUCCAAGUUAGAUUUGCCACAGCGCCUCGUAGAUAUCCUUCAGAAACGCGGCAUCAGCCAUCUCUUCCCCAUUCAGAGAGCUGUAUUGAUACCAGCACUAGAAGGUAGAGAUCUUAUUGCUCGUGCAAAAACAGGAACUGGGAAGACUUUAGCAUUUGGGAUCCCAAUAAUUAAACGCCUUACUGAACCUACUGAUAGGAGAAAUUCUCUUAGGUCUGGUCGGCUUGCUAGAGUUUUAAUCCUUGCACCUACUAGGGAGUUAGCAAAGCAAGUAGAGAAAGAAAUUAAAGAGUCUGCACCCUAUUUAAAUACUGUUUGUGUUUAUGGAGGGGUUUCUUACAAUACACAGCGAAAUGCUCUUUCUCGUGGGGUUGAUGUGGUAGUUGGGACUCCCGGUCGUAUCAUUGACCUGAUAGAAAGUAAAGACCUUAAAUUGGGGGAAGUUGAAUAUUUGGUACUGGAUGAAGCUGAUCAGAUGCUUGCAGUUGGAUUUGAGGAGGACGUGGAAGAAAUUUUAGAAAAUCUUCCUCCAAAGAGGCAGAGCAUGCUUUUCUCUGCAACCAUGCCCGCUUGGGUUAAAAAGUUGGCAAGGAAAUACCUGGAUAAUCCUCUAAACAUUGAUUUGGUUGGUGAUCAAGAUGAAAAGCUUGCUGAAGGGAUCAAACUUUAUGCAAUAUCAACCACUUCAACUUCAAAGCGAACCAUUCUUAGCGAUCUUGUAAUGGUUUAUGCAAAGGGUGGGAAGACUAUUGUAUUUACACAGACAAAACGAGAUGCUGAUGAGGUAUCAUUGGCUUUAACAAAUAGCAUAGCUUCUGAGGCAUUACAUGGAGAUAUAUCUCAACAUCAGAGGGAGCGAACAUUGAAUGGUUUUCGCCAAGGAAAAUUUACCGUUCUUGUUGCCACUGAUGUGGCAUCUCGUGGGCUUGAUAUCCCUAAUGUUGAUCUAGUGAUCCACUAUGAGCUUCCAAAUGAUGCAGAGACUUUUGUGCAUCGCUCUGGUCGCACUGGACGUGCAGGAAAGGAAGGUUCUGCCAUUCUGAUGUUUACCAACAGCCAGAGGAGAACCGUUCGAUCCCUUGAACGUGAUGUGGGUUGCAAGUUUGAGUUCAUCAGUCCUCCAGCUAUUGAAGAGGUUUUGGAGUCAUCAGCUGAACAAGUUGCAGCUACUCUUAGAGGAGUUCAUCCUGAAUCUGUAGAGUUUUUCACCCCAACUGCCCAAAGGCUAAUUGAAGAACAAGGGACAUCUGCUCUUGCUGCAGCACUAGCGCACUUGAGUGGAUUUUCUUGUCCUCCUUCAUCGCGGUCACUUAUCAAUCAUGAACAGGGAUGGGUAACAUUGCAAUUGACAAGAGAUCCAUCUCAUGCUAGAAGAUUCCUGUCUGCUAGAUCUGUCACUGGGUUCCUUUCAGAUGUAUACUCUGCAGCAGCUGACGAAGUUGGGAAAAUAUAUUUGAUUGCUGAUGAAAGGGUUCAAGGAGCAGUUUUUGAUCUUCCCGAAGAGGUAGCAAAAGUGUUGCUGACUAAGCAAAUACCACCGGGAAACUCUAUUAACAAGAUCACAAAGUUGCCUCCUUUGCAAGAUGAUGGGCUGUCAAGUGAUAAUUAUGGCAGGUUUUCUAGCAGGGACCGUUUCUCUCGAGCAAGUUCUAAGGAUAGGAGAGGUUUCAGAGCCUCGCAGGGUUGGAGAGACUCUGAUGAUGAGGACCGUGGUGGUAGAAGUAGGUGGACACGGAUUUCAAGUAACAGUGGGGGUGAUUGGCUUAUUGGUAAUAGGAGAUCAAACAGGUCAUCAUCCCGUGACAGAGGCUUUGGUGGUUCCUGCUUUAACUGUGGGCGCUCGGGGCAUAGGGCAUCUGAAUGCCCAAACAACCAGAAUUAUUAAUACACUAGGGUUUCAGUCUUGCAACUGCCAUGGGCAUUGCUUUUGGGAAAGCACAGGAAGUAACCUAGUUGAGAGAUGCUCCAUGAGUUACAGAACUAUCAUUUAGAUCGCUCUGCUGUUCUGUCUGUGGCAGAACCCAUUUGAUGUGACGAGAGGAUGUUCUUACAUUUCUCUGAUAGUCUCUCUCUUUUCUAAUAGAAGUUGAAUUAACCAGUACUAGUUCAUAGCCUCCCAUCAUUUAAUGGGCGGAUUUAUAGUUUCAGAUUUUCCUAUCAAAACAGCUUCAAAAAGAGAUGAAUAGCAAUUCAAGUUGAGCUUCAUAUUCACAAACUUGUUGAUCUUUAUUUGUACUUUGUAUUGCUUGACUGGGGAAUGCUUAGGGAAGACAAUUUUCAUUUUACAUCUUGGUACAUUGCUGCUUUCCAUUAUAGGUAACUGACUGAAUGCACUCUAUCAAAUAUUGUUUAGUGAAAGAAACCAUAUGUCAACAAAUAUGGUUAACAUUGUCAAUAAAUUAUAGUCUUUUCU